AUGAGAUUCCAGAAAAAUUUUGAAUAUUAUUGCCCAAGAAGAUUUACUUGAUGCUUAGUGCUAAUCAGGGAAAAGCAUUUCAGAUUAUUUUAGGCUCAUAACCUAUCACCAUAGAUGGUUGGUCAUAAGUGACACUGGACAGGCUUGUUGCACUGAAAAUUCACCAUAUUUUAAUGAAUAUGUUGAAUUUCCUGUAAAUUUUCAUGACUUUAAAUUCAUUAAUAUUUUUUGGCAGCUCAAUGUAAGCAUUAUACACUACACUUCUAAGUGCAAUUCAAAAGUUGUGAUUUACUGCACUUAGCUAUGCCUUUGGUCACCCCUCUGAAGAAUGCUGGCGGGAGACGGACUAAUACUCCUAAAGCAGCUCCACAAAGUGCAGAAACUUCAAUUAAAGAUGGCCAUUCUUCCAAAAAAUUUGGCAAUAGUUCAGUGAAACCUGCAGUUUUGAGUAAAACUCCACAGAAACCAACUCAAUCCAGAACACCAAUUUCUGGAACACCAGCUCUCUUGAAGAGUGAAGGAAGCUUGACAUUUUCCAGCUCCUCGUCCUUGAGACCUAAAGCUUACGAAGAUGCUGCUUUUACUCCCUCAAAUGCACUUGGUAAAAGAAAUCGAAGUCAUCCUCUGAGCAAGCAAAGUUCUAGUGCCAACAUUCCGGAGAAAUUGAAUGGUGCUACCACACCUCUGCAACCAAAAUCUACUUUUAUGAGGAAUAUUUCCACUGGACAAAGAGCCAGCCUUGAUAGUAAACGCCGUUCAGUUGGCCAACUGCAUCCACCAAUAAGCCCUGCUGUAACACCAAAAAUUCCCAAGGUGCAGCCACAUUGGUCUGAGUGUGGAAUAGGUGACUGCAGCAGUCCUGCUUUGUCCAGCUCUCAUCUCCAGCCAAAUGCUGAAGAAAGCACGUCUGCUGUCACUGUGGCUGUCAGAGUUAGGCCUCUUUCAAGGAAAGAGCAAGAAACUGAAGGAGUUUCAAGAGCUGUGACUGUGGUUGGUCGGGAAAUAACAGUUUUCUCAGACUCUUGUCAUGCCUUCACUUAUGACCAUUGCUUCAGUGACAGCAACACGAGCCAGGAACAGGUGUAUCAUACCCUCAUGAGGCCGUUACUGGACCGGGCUCUUCAAGGAUACAAUGCCUGUCUCUUUGCUUAUGGCCAAACUGGUUCAGGAAAAACAUACAGCAUUCUUGGCAGCGAAUCUGGCCCAGAUGCGGGCAUCAUCCCACGCUUCUGUUGUGAUCUCUUCAGUCGUCCUGAGGUCAAGGGACGCACGGCUGGCAGUCCUUCCUUGUCUCUUCCUGCCACUCCUGCUCAGGACGAUGAGCGAGUGCAGUUCCAAGUGGAGAUGAGUUACGUAGAGAUCUAUAACGAGAAGCUCUACGACCUCGUGGGUGAAGAGGAUGAGGAAGGGGCAGUGCGGGAGGCUCUGCGUGUGCGGGAACAUCCCACACUUGGUCCACACAUUGUGGGAGCCGCGGUGCACCCUAUCACCAGUUAUGAGCAGCUCAAGAUGUGGCUGUGUCACGGCAACAGGGAGCGUUCCAUAGCUGCUACUGGCAUGAAUGAGAAGUCAUCGCGGUCACACUCAGUCUUCACGCUGAAGCUCACUCGCACUCAGACGGAAAGCGUUGGAGGAGAGGAGCUUCAGCACAGUCGUGUGAGCAACAUAAGCAUUGUCGACCUGGCGGGCAGUGAGCGCAUCGGAGCCUCUGGUGGCUAUGCUGACAGAAUGAAAGAGGGCGUUUGCAUCAACAAGUCGCUGCUGACGCUGGGCAAAGUCAUCACAGCGCUCGCCGAGAGCGCCACCGGCAAGCGACGCUGCUUUGUGCCGUACAGAGAGAGUGUGCUCACGUGGCUCCUCAAGGAGUCAUUGGGAGGCAAUAGUGAGACGGCCAUGUUAGCGACCAUAUCUCCUGCCAGCUGCUAUGCCGAGGAGACACUGGCCACCCUGCGCUACGCUGGACAAGCUCGCAACAUUGUUAAUGUGAAGCACAUCAACGAAGACCCCGCCGCCCGCAUCAUCAGGAGCUUGAAAGCCGAAGUUGAGAGACUGAGAGCGCGCCAUUCGCUACGCGUGUCGCCAACGAAGCUGUUCGUCACAGAGCGCAGUCCUGUCACUCCUGCUAACCAUCAGAAGAAGACCAACGAACAACUUGCAGAAGAGGAGGCUAGACGCGCCGAGGAGAUGCUAGUUAGAGAGCGCGAAAUAGCUGCUCUGAAGCACGAGUUAUCGUCUUGCACAAGUCAACUGCACCGCGCCAAGGAAGAAUGGAACAGACGCCUGGAGAAGUCGGCUCGUGCUGCUGCGGCUGCACUGGGGCGAUGCGAGAAAGCUGGUAUUUUUGUACGGGAUGUACUGCCCUCCGACGAACGGCCGUGCCUCGUGAAUCUCUGCGACGACGAACAGCUCAGUGAACAUCUUUGUUAUGCGUUGAAAGAUGGAGCAACGACGUUGGGCGCUCAGCACACCGACCUCAUUCUCAAAGGGCUGCACUCUUCUGGCGUUCAUUGCACAAUCUACAACGACCAAGGCAGUCUCUCACUCAAGGCCACCUCCGGCUGUGAGGUCUUUGUCAACGGUGAACUCAUUGAAGAAAAUUGCAUGCUACGCCACAAAGAUCGACUUGUACUUGCGGGAAUAUAUUUCCUUCUUGUCUGGAUUCCCAAAGACGAAACUGCAAAUUCUGGGUCCAAUGACACCAAAAACUUUGCUUAUGCGAGAGAAGAGCUUCUCCGAUGCCAAGAACAGCGACUUCGGAAACAAAUUCUUGAAGAAGAAGAACUGGCGCGUCGUGAGCUGCUUCAGGAGUUGCAACUGAAAAAGCAGUCCGUCCAACAACUCCAGCUGAACCUGGAGCAACAAGAAAGCUGCAGAAUGACUGCAGAGCUGCAGCAGCAUCGUCUGCAGGUCGAAAAGAUGGGACUACAGGAGCGACUGCAGCAGUACGAACGAAACUUUAAUGCAGGAUCUUCUUGUGACGAUUUAGAUAAAACUGUCGGAGAAAUUUCGUUGUAUGAGGCUCCACAAGAUUCAAACUUCUCUCAGAAAAUUGAGGAAGAGCUUCUGAACGAGACUGUGUGCCAGCUUGAGGCCGCUCACACCCAAGAUAAGGUGCCUCUCGAUGACAUCGAACUUCUCUUCUCUGUCCGGCGUGCCAACGCUUUAUCUGAAAACUAUGCUGUUCCAAUGAGUUUCGUGGCACAGCGGGAGGUGCUGGCGAAGCGUAGCAGCAAGGGGCGGGUGUUGGUGCGCCACUCAGAACUGCAGCUGCGUGCGCUGCUCACUGCUGCUCAGUUCUCAGAACUCUUCACUGCCCUGCAAGACUUGCCAUCUGGUCGCAGUUCUGUAACAGAAGUGAUGUCUAUGAUUGAAUGGGAUGGUACGUCCGAGGAUCUUGGAUGCUUCCCCUCGCCGGCCCGCCUCAACGUCAGCUGUAACUCCGACGUCUCAUUCAAUGCUACCAUGAACUCGUCUCUGGAUCACAGCUUCGUGUACGUCUCAGGCCUCAAAAACUUGACUACCAAGCCAGCGAAGUCAAGAUCGUCGCUGUGCGAAGUUGGUUCUGCUCGCGGCACUGCCAGCAGCUGCAUCGCCGCCCUACAGGACGAUGGAGCCCUUUGUUGCGGGCAGCACCUUGUGAUUACCGCCCUCAACACCGCUGUGCUACUCUACUAUAAGAUGCUGAGCGCCCAAGAUGACCUGAAGAACAGUUUAUCUGAGAGCGCUUUACAAUACUUCCAAGACUUCAUGGUGUCUUCCGUGGCGGACGUACGAUGUUUACGUGUGUCGCUCGCUAACUUGCUAAGCGUUCCUCUCUCGAACGCCGGGCAUUUUCGCAACCCCGCCAGGAGAGAGCGAUACAGCGAUGCUUCUGUAUCUUCUAAUUCCAAAGAAACGAACAAAAUGGGAAAUACAAAUUCUGACAGCAAGGAGUUGCAUGAAUCGCUGCCAAACGUAAGCGAACUCAACGAGGCUGUGCCAGCGUUCGAGGAGAUCGUUGUUGAUGCUUUCGUCGCCACAAACUCGGCGCUCACGUCGCUAUUCCAGUGUGUCAAGGCCGGCAGCAGGCGUGCCAGCAGUCAGGCCUGUACCGCGGCGUGCAGACUCGGCCGUGAUCUGGUGUCGGCGCUAGCGGCGCUGCAGCUGCUGCGACUAGCUCAGGAGUCCACUUAUUUCAGCUGCCCUAAGCCCCCCAGCCACGAAACAUGUGGUGAAGACUGCGCAGCGUGUGCAGCAGUGCUGUCGGCGGUGAACCGUGGCGCCAUGCAGAGCCUCCUCACCGCUCGGUCUGUGGCGCAACUUCAAAAUCGUUUUUGUCGUGGAGGAAGUGACAUUAACACCGCUGCGUCAAGCUUGCAGUCCAAGCUGCUUCGAGUGUUCGACGCUGCUGUGUCUGUCAUGCCUCCUAGAGGAGACGAGACGCUGUCACUGGUGCAACUGAGACUAAAUAUCUCAGAUGCUCAGCAGCUUUACCCUCACCUCUUACAGUUGUUGCUACAGCUUCAAAAUGUCGCGGCUGCGUUCGCAGAUGGUGCCUCGGAUCGUGAACGCCGUUUGCCGGAAGUUUGUGAGGCAUUAGAGUGGCCUUUAGAAGGAACUCUGGAAUUUAUACCAAUUCUUCGUCAACGUCUCACUAGUCUUCCCUCGCUACCCACAUCCCGCGCCAACGAAUCGAUUUCAAAUUCCACAGAUAAGACCGUAGUCAUCAAUGAGUUUCAUUCAGCCGCUUCUGAAGCCCAAGUUGCUUUAAAAUUUCUUUCGCAUUUGCUCAAUUGUGGAGAAAAGAAAGAACCUGAACUCAGCCGUAUAAAUAUUGUCAACAACAAUUACACAAAUGGGCAAAAAUUGUCGCGAACUUUUCAUGAUACCAGACAAAAUGUUCCAACAAUAACGAUUCAACAUGCUGAUGGAAUGAAUUCGCGGGAUUGUAGCAGCAAAAGCAAACCGAACUCAGAACCGGAGAGAGUUAUAAAGAUUCCUAUCGUUGGGAGCAACGGUGUAAAUUCUCCCAAACGUAUAACUAGCGCGAAAUUCGAUGACCAAACUUCUAGCGCUUCGAAAGGUGAGCAAAAAUCAAAAGAAAAUGACUUGAAAGUAUCAAGUGCAACAAAGUCGUCAAAUCAAGAUGAUGGAGACAGUACUCUGCUCAAACUUUUUAAGGAAAUGGACUACUACGGUUCAGUCUACAAUAAAGACUAUGCCUUUGAUUCACUGAGAAAUGAGAAAGAUAGGCCCAUCUCUAAUGGCAAAGAAAAUGCCUCUCCUCGUAAUAAGUCAUCUCCUGCUGCUCGAGAUCCAAAACAGACUCGACAUGUACUGCGUUCAGUACGGAUUGAGAUCAGUCCCUCCAAGAAAACCCCUCCUUGUCUUAUCACAACAAAUGCUCGUGACACACUCACUGCCGGAAGCCGUGAACGCCCCAAGACACCGCGAAAAGGUACCCCUACAGGAAAAGAAUCGAAUAGAAACGGAGUUUCCUCUCUGGUCAAAGUGUUCUCUGUGAAAAGCAGCCCUCUGAAUGGCUCUGAAGGGCAUUCACCAACCGUCGCUCAGCAAAAGCUGGGCAAGAAGUCCACUUUGAUGUCACCGACUCGACUCUCAACUCUUCCGGGAAUUCAUAAAUUAAUAUUCCAAUUAGCAUAAUCUUUCAGCGACGAUUUGAAAAGGCGAGAUAGAUCGUUUUUUUAAUGCCAUUUUCAACAGAUUUUACACAAAUGAAUCGCAGUACGAAACUGAGAAUCAUUAAUUAGAUUUCAUUUUUCCUGUAUCUCAAUUGCUCCUAAGUUGUUCCAGGCUUCACAAAUUGUUCGAUUAAGUUUAUAUGGGCUUCACUUGAUGUCGGUUCUGAACUCUAGUCUAGUGUCUCUAGUACAACUUUACUGGGAUAAUAUAUUAAUUCUUAGGUUAUUAAGUAAACAUAGAUUACCGUGAUCAUUUUGGGCCUUAUGUGAACUUCCCUCCGUUGUCCUGAUUUGUGCUGUUUUGCUUUUAACUUUCUCAAGUACUGAAAUGAACUUAUUCUAUGAUUAGUCCAGCAUUUGUUUGUUUAGGUGUUGAUUUGAACUGUGGAAACGCACUUGUUUGUUUAUUGUCUGUAGGAGAAGUAACUGCUGGUGAAAGAAAACUGUACUUAAGCUUAUACAAGAGGGUUUAUCUAAAGAAAAAUCCCUCACAUGUACGGUGUACCAGGUUUGAUUUUUACUUUCACAUUUUUUGAUUCAUUUCACUACUCGUGCUUGUCUGUCUAAUACAAGCAAUUAUAGUAUUUUUUACUUGAAAGACCGUGCGUUUCUGAAGCUUGUUUACUCCUCUAUUUGCUUCUGAAAAACUUGAAGUUGAUGUUAAAAUCAUAUUUUGUUCAACUAUCUGAUUGUACUGAAGUUGCCUAUCCUUCAUCGCGCUUAUUAAUCUUGUUUCGAGCUCCGCGAUAAGUAAUCAGUCGCUUCAAUUUCAGUAUUCAUGCAUAUUUGAAAUAUAUUUUUGAAAAUAAAAAUGUGUAUUAUUUUAAAAUAACAGAUAUAUAUUUAUUUUCUUACUUGAAACCUGUGAUCUUCGAACAAUUCUUCUAAAGUAUUUUGUGCAGAACAAGAAUUGCAGUGAUUAUGUUCAGACCAUCUUUUACAAAUAUUAAUUGAACGUACAGUUUUACCUUGUGCUUCGUAUUUUACAAAUAUUCCCAUCUCAUUAAUCAUUAGUCACUUUGUUAUUUAUUCGUGCCCUUCCAAAAAUAAGUGAUUAUUUAUGCGUUGUCAUAUCUUUAAAAUCAUAAUUAUUAAUGUCGCUAGAGUGUGAGGACGGACGGCGGGCGGGUGGAAUUCAAGAUAUGAUUCGUACAUUCAAUUUCGAUCUAUUCGGAGCCCUUGCUCGAUCCAAUAAUGUUGUGUAGAUUAUUAAUGAAACGAUCAGUUCCAGUUGAUCCAAUCAUGUACUCUUCAAGUAUUAUCACCUCCAAAUUCUGACCUAACUAGUCACCCAUGUUUCUGGAUAAUGCGAUGCUCGCUCCGACGUCGUCUUUUCCACGUGUCUGGCCGAAGCAGUGCUGCUGCUCGCCUUGUAAAUAUGCUACGUAAAUGAAUUCCUAGAAAUUAGCUCCUAAAAGUAGCAAUAAUUUCUGCAACUACAAAAGUUGUUCCUUGUUGCAUAUGAAUAUAAAAAUAUUUAUAAUGCGUUUAGCAAUUAAAUCAUGAUGUAUUAAAAGGUGAAUGAAAUUAUAUCUAAG
Molecule: messenger RNA, 7219 nt
Organism: Hyalella azteca
Lineage: Eukaryota; Metazoa; Arthropoda; Malacostraca; Amphipoda; Hyalellidae
Product: kinesin-like protein KIF14
Exons: 22
Coding region: 304-5643 (1779 amino acids)
Biological process (GO): mitotic spindle organization; microtubule-based movement
Molecular function (GO): ATP binding; microtubule motor activity; microtubule binding
Source: RefSeq, a predicted model, not a curated record